ACCGUCGGCGCGGGGCGCAAUCGGCAAUCAGACAGACGGGUCACACGUCAAACAUGGCGGAGCUGGUCGCGAUACCGUUGAAGAAGCCCUCGGACGUUGACGUGGUGAAGCCGCUCACCAAUGUCAUCCGGUCGACGUACAGCGGCACGGGCAAGGAUUACGCGGACGCUAUCGCCGAGUUCAGCAAGCUGCGGAACAACGCUCUGUGGCGCGCCUUCGAGAAAUACGAGAGCUCCUUGCAGGUUAUCUACAGCUAUUAUGAUCAGCUAUGCGCUCUGGAAGGAAAAAUCCCUGCUCACGAGCUGCAGAUACCGUUCAAAUGGAAAGACGCCUUCGACCGUACGAUUUUUGGUGGAAAACUCAGCUUGAAAGCAAUUUUGACAAACGGACGUCCAGAAUGUCACGCGAUCAGUACAUUGGCGUACGAGAAAGUAUGCGUGCUCUUCAAUAUCGCCGCUUUACAAAGUUCAGUGGCGGCUACGCAAUCCUUGGACACCGAUGAGGGAUUGAAGCUAUCGGCCAAGUUAUUUCAGCAAUCAGCUGGAAUAUUCAAUCAUCUGAAAGGCAACGUUAUGAUGGCGAUUCAACAAGAACCGACGCCCGAUAUUAGCCCAGAAACUCUCGGGGCGUUGAGCGCAUUGAUGCUCGCGCAGGGGCAGGAGAUAUUUGUGCACAAAGCGAUCCAUGAUUCUAUGAAGGACGGCAUUGUUGCUAGGCUGGCAGCGCAAGCGGAAGAACUGUAUGCGGACGCGCUUAAACUGUUCCAGAAAGAAAUCUUUCGCGCAUUUUGGGACAAGGAAUGGGUACCCCUGAUCGCAGGCAAACAGGCCGGUUAUCGCGCCAUGGCUGAAUUUUAUCAAUCUCUCGUGUGCAAGAAUAACAAACAGAUUGGCGAAGAAAUCGCUAGACUGGAGCACGCCGUGGAGCUGUUCAAAGCCGCUCAGCAAAGAUCGAACAAACCGAACUUGUUCCAAGAUUAUGCCAACAGGGCGCAAAGAAAUCUGACGGAGGUGAAGAAGGAUAAUGAUUUCAUAUAUCACGAAAGGAUUCCGGAUAUCAAGAACGUGGAAGCUAUAGGAAAAGCUAGCGUCGCCAAACUACUCCCGCUACCUGAAGUAUUCAGUGCCGAUUUUAAAGACUUGUUUGCCGAGUUGUUACCUCUUAAUGUGCGCCACGCAUUGUCGGCCUAUGAGAAUCGUCGUAAUGAGCUUGUUAAUUACGAGAUUUCGAAUCUUCGUGAAAUGACACAGCUUUUAAAUAGCGUUUUGGCAAGUUUGAACUUACCAGCGGCUAUAGAAGAUACGAGUGGCACGGAGAUACCUCAGUCGCUGUUGGACAAGGCGCUUCACGUACGAGAAUCGGGUGGAAUAAACGCUCUGGAGGUAGCCAUGAGAGAACUGCCGGAUUCGUUGCUGCGUAAUAAAGAGCUUUUAGAUGAGUCGGAAAGAAUGCUGCAAGAAGAACGUGAUUCUGACAACCAGUUGAGAGAGCAAUUCAAAGAACGCUGGAAGCGGACACCCAGUGCCCGAUUGACAGAACAAUUUACUAGCAAUUUACAUAAAUAUCGCGAAAUUAUAAAUAACGCAGUCACUGCUGAUAAGGUAGUUCGUGAAAAAUAUGAAAACCAUAAAGAAGGGAUCGAAAUCCUGAGUUUGGACGAGGACGAGCUUGCCAGGGCUAUUCCGCAAGGUUCUGCUCUCCAAGAAAGUAAUGCUGUUAUUAAGCUCAGGAAAUUAAUGGAUGAUGUAUCCACAUUAAAAACUGUACGAGACACUAUCGAAAAUGAAUUCAAGUUCGCUGCCAAUGACAUGAAGACGAUGUUCCUCUCGGCACUGGCCAAGGACGGCGCGAUCGACGAGCCAAAUAUGUCCGUCGAGAGUUUGGGAAAGUGUUACGGGCCCUUGCAGAAGCAAGUACGAGAGAGUAUAGCGCAGCAGGAGAAAUUGGUUGCUGACAUUCAGAGUUGCCAUGCAGAAUUUACGAAUGAACAAGCUGGUAGCGGUAGCGCGCGAGAAGCGAUACUCUGUAAACUGGCUUCCGCUUACGAUGCAUUUAAAGAGCUGAAGAAUAACCUAGUGGAAGGGGCUAAGUUCUACAACGAUUUAACGCAGCUACUCGUGGUUUUCCAAAACAAGAUAUCAGAUUUCUGUUUCGCACGAAAAACCGAGAAGGAGGAACUCCUGAAAGACUUAACUACGAACCUAAGCCAGACCGGUCCCGCUGCGACGCCAAGCAUUCCGUCUCAUCACGGCAGUGGUCCGCCUGGCAUAAACCCAACAGCGGAAGCCGCCUCAGCGUCGCCGCAGCUGCCUUAUCCGGUCCAGCACCAUGGCGGAAUGCCCAUACCUUACGGUGCUGCGGCAGCAACACCGUAUCCAGCAUUCGUUCCUCCGCCGAUGCCGACAGCCUACAAUCCAUACGCUACGAUGCCGUAUCCUACGCAAGGGGGAUACAAUCCAUACCAGGGUAUGCCUCAAGCUCCGUACGGAGGUUACGCCACGUUACCGCGUUACGGUGGCACUCAACCACCGCAUGGACAAAACCCGUGGUGAACCAAACGGAAGGCGGUUAUUAGCGUAUAUUACGAUUUAACGUAUAUUCGUAUAUCGCGCAUAUUUUAUAUAUAAAAUUCUAGAAAAGUCUGCUAUUAAUCGACAUUGGACGAACAAUGUUGCCAAGCAUAGUCCAAAGGAGUUUGCGUUUACUAAUUGUUACACGUUUCACCGUGUCGAGUCGUUUAUCCGGUACAGAUCGAUCGUUGAUAUUUGUUAAACUCUAAGUGCCGCUUCAUCAAUUUUGUGUAGAGGGCUUAUUAUCAAUUUAUAAAUAUAUUUUGUAAAAUAAGUCGAACGUAUAGAAAUUAUUUUCACCUAGACCACCUGGAGAAAAGAAUCUCGAUGCGUCGACUACUGAUAGAACAACUUCAGGCACACUACGUUCGUAUAAGCAUAAAUAUACAUAUAUAUUUCUAUUGAAGAUAAAUUAUAUUCACAGUAUAAUUUAUCAGUUUAUGAUGUACAUAUUAUGUAUACCUUGUGUUUUAAUAUAAUUGCAUACAAUUAUA
Vollenhovia emeryi is the source of this 3064-nucleotide messenger RNA. RefSeq names its product programmed cell death 6-interacting protein (gene ALiX). Bases 54 to 2552 code for a protein of 832 amino acids. Gene Ontology annotation, biological process: mitotic cytokinesis. The transcript has 16 exons. Lineage: Eukaryota; Metazoa; Arthropoda; Insecta; Hymenoptera; Formicidae. The record is from RefSeq and is a predicted model, not a curated record. Gene Ontology annotation, cellular component: endosome. Gene Ontology annotation, molecular function: protein binding.